CUGAGGGGAGCGAUGAGGGAGGCGCUGCGCGGACGCUCGGGCAACCAGCCGGCCCCAGUCAGCCCUCUCCGUCCCGCUGCCCCCUCCAUGGCGCCGCCCGGGCACACCUGGUCCCACACCCGCGCCGCGCUGGGGCGGCUGGAGAAGGCACUGAGCUGCUCCCGCUGCGCCGGUGUCCUGCGGGAGCCCGUGUCCCUGGGGGGGCAGUGCGAGCACGUCUUCUGCCUGUCCUGCGUGGGUGACAGCGUUGGCAGCGGGUGCCCCGUGUGCCACGUGCCAGCCUGGGUGCAGGACGCGCAGAUCAACCGGCAGCUGGAUAACAUGAUCCAGCUGUGCAGCCAGCUGCGGCAGCUCCUGAGCACCCACACCGCAGGUUCAGCAGAGGAGACAUCCACACCCCCUGAGUCAGAGCUGGAGAAGAAGAGCAAGAAGGAGCAGAUAAAAAUGUGGUUCAGCCCCAGGAGCAGGAAGAUUCGAUGUGUUGUGAACAGGAGUCAGGCUGGCACUAAAAGCACUAACCUUGCUCAAGACACAUCUUCAGUUUAUGAUUUCUUUCCUUCCCCUCCUCAUGAAAAGCCCUCUAAGCCAACAAAAAAAGCAACUCAGAGGCAGAUGAAGAAGAUGAAGAAGAAACACCUAGCAGACAUUAACAAAGUGUGGAGCUUAGAGAAACCUGAGCAGAAAAAAGCUGAGAAGGCUCCCAAGGAGAAGUGUGUGACCAUCUGCAGUCAGCCAGUAGUGCUGUGCACUCAGGAACCAGAGUCUCCUGAGCACAGACCCCAGCAGGAGCCUGUCAAGGAAGCUGACUCCAGCAGCAAUGCAGAAGAUGUGGAAGUUCUACCACAGGUGGAAUCCCCAAAGAAGGAUAACAGUGAGGUUGUGUGCUCUGCAGCAGAGAGCAAGGAAACACAUGGUGCUGCAGAGACACUGCUGUCAGGAGCAAAUGAAGUGACACCCUUGAAACGUGGCAGGGAGCAGUGCAGGCUGCAGGGAACUCCUCAGUCCAAGAGAGCAAGGAGAAGUGAGAGGGGCAUUCCUGGCCAGGCAGGCAGGCAGGCUGCUGCCUCAGAGCAGUCUCUGCAGGGCUCCCCCGUCUCCCCAGCCCACAUUUCCUCCUCUGCAGCCAAACUCACUGGCACUGCAAUGAAGACAAGAUCUGCAGCCCUUCAAGUCACAAACAGUCCUUCACUUUCAGAGUCUCCCUCUACCCCAUCCACUUCCAAGAGUUGCAGUCAAGGAGCAACACCACUCAGUCCUUCUGUGGUGAAAUCCCCUGCUGUCAACUCCAUUGCCAGAAGGAAUUACAAGGGAGAGACUUUGCUCCAUGUUGCUUCCAUCAAGGGUGACUUAGCAGCUGUGGAGGAGCUGCUGAAAAACGGGGCAGAUCCCAAUGUCAAAGAUAAUGCUGGCUGGACACCACUGCACGAGGCGUGCAACCACGGGCACAGCGAGGUGGUGCAGCUGCUGCUGCGGCACCGGGCGCUGGUGAACACCACGGGCUACCAGAACGACUCGCCGCUGCACGACGCCGCCAGGAACGGCCACCUGGCCGUGGUGGAGCUGCUGCUGCUGCACGGCGCCUCCCGCCACGCCGUUAAUAUAUUUGGUCUGCGGCCUGUGGACUAUGCAGAAAGCAAAAAGAUGAAAUCUCUGCUCAUGUUACCAGUGGAGAAUGAAUCAUUUUCACUCACCCAGCCCUCUGAGGUGCUGAGCUCCAGCCAGCCAAGAAAUGGACCCCUUGGUAUACUGGGGAGCAAUCUUAGUGUGGAGCAGCAGAAAUUGCUGAACAAAUUAGCAGCAGUCCUGAAGGCCCAGAGGUGCACUGAAUUUAACAGCAGAGUAACUCACCUCGUUAUCCCUGAUGUUCCAAUGCCAACCACUGUCAAGUGCAUGAUGGCUGUUCUGGCUGGAUGUUGGGUCCUCAAGUUUGAAUGGGUGCAAGCCUGCCUGCAGAGCUCAGCUCGAGAACAAGAGGAGGAGUACGAAGUGCAAGGUGGCCCCCGGCGCGGGCGGCUCAACAGGGAGCAGCUGCUGCCUAAGUUAUUUGAUGGAUGCUACUUCUAUUUUAUGGGACCUUUCAAACAGCAGCAGAAGAGUGAGCUGCUGGAGCUGGUGAAAGCAGCAGGUGGCCAGGUGCUGGUCAGGCAGCCCAAACCAGACAGUGACGUGACCCAGACCAUCAACACCGUGUCCUACCACGCCGAGCCCACCUCUGACCAGAGGCUCUGCACACACUACGUCAUCUAUGACGCGGCUUCCAAGUUCCAGCCGCAGAAAAUCCGCCAGGGCAAGGUGUGGAUGGCCCCCUCCAGCUGGCUCAUAGACUGUGUGAUGGCAUUUCAGCUCCUGCCUGUGAAGGGAAUAUCAAACAGCAGCAAGGAUGUCAAAUGGGCUCGGUCUGGGGCAGCUGGGAAGCUCUGACAGGCUGCUCUGAAGCUGGGAUUUCUGGUUUGGAUUCAGGAGAGCUUUGAGCGUUUCAGUGAGUUACUGAGUGACUGCUAUGCUGGAACAUACAAUGGAGGAAAGGGUUGAAAAAUGUGCCUUGGCUUAUUUGAUAUGCUUUAUUUUGACAUUGAACUUAAUAAAUGCUUAAUAAAUAAUCACUGACAUUUCCUAACUGGGAUUUUGCAAAAUGAAACCUUUUGCUUUCUUGAUUUGAACCAGCCCUUUGUGGGCAAUUGAGCUUGACUCCAUUUAUGUUGUGUUUAGCAUCCAUUGAUAAGGAUCUGCUGUUUUCCCAGGCCAGAAAUAGUAUUUUUUUUUUUAAAAAAGGACUCAAUGGAUCUGAACCUGUGCAGACACGUCAGGUGACAUUUAUUAUAACUUCUUACAUUUGAAUUCUUAGCAUGGGAUAUUUACAUCUGUAAAUUCUUAGCAUGGGAUAAGUCUUGUGGAAAUCAGAGUUAAAUAAAUGACAUGAAUUCAUCUGGAAGCAGACACUUUUGAGAACACUGUAUUUAAAUAUCUUGGUCUAAAAUUUACUUAAUUGUAACAAGGUUCAUGCUUUACUCACUUCUGCCCUCAUUCAUGCUUGUAAACAUGUAACUAGAAUUCAGUUCUAUUUUCUGAAGGCUUUUAAGCAUGAGGUACUUAUUUAAUUAUUAUAGUAAAUUUUUUGUAAAUUUGGAUAGUUGCUCUCAUAAGAAAGAAAAAGAACAAAACAGUGAUCACAAAAGAAUUGCUUCCCUUUGCACCAUUGUCCCUAAACAGCUGGCUACACUGGAUGAAUGUUUGAUUAUUUCCUAUUUGUUACAAUAUUUCUUGUAAUGGCUCUUAAGUUAUUAUCAAAAUCUUGUGCCCUCACUCUGUGCUCCUAUGUAAUGUUUUGUAUCUUAGCUUGUGAAUUUGCAAUUGAGAAAUGGUGUCCUGGAAUGAUACACAAUAAGAAUGAUGGUUGUGGGCUAGUACACAAGUUAUGUGUGUUUGUUUUUGUAUUGUUUGUAAUAUUGAAACUUUUUUGUGUGCAGUAAAUUUGGAGCAUCUGUUGCAUGAGCUUGGCUGCAGAAUAAGUGCAUAUCCCAUACAUAUCUCAACAGGUAGAUGAAAACACUUUUUUGUGAGCUCAGUACAGCUGUGAAGAUGCUGUGUGACACCAAGAGCUGCUUUUGCAGAGGAGGAGAGCUGUUCUCUGUUUCCAUUGCUGCUGGAG
Messenger RNA from Zonotrichia albicollis (white-throated sparrow), 3649 nucleotides. It is a transcript of the gene BARD1, whose product is annotated as BRCA1 associated RING domain 1. Gene Ontology annotation, cellular component: BRCA1-BARD1 complex; BRCA1-A complex. Gene Ontology annotation, molecular function: protein binding; ubiquitin-protein transferase activity. Lineage: Eukaryota; Metazoa; Chordata; Aves; Passeriformes; Passerellidae. Gene Ontology annotation, biological process: protein K6-linked ubiquitination. The record is from RefSeq and is a predicted model, not a curated record.